Molecule: messenger RNA, 1550 nt
Organism: Pseudogymnoascus verrucosus
Lineage: Eukaryota; Fungi; Ascomycota; Leotiomycetes; Thelebolales; Thelebolaceae
Exons: 4
Coding region: 195-1520 (441 amino acids)
Molecular function (GO): oxidoreductase activity, acting on the CH-CH group of donors; flavin adenine dinucleotide binding
Source: RefSeq, a predicted model, not a curated record
UAUCCUGAGCUUAUUCCGAUGCAUCUCCACCUUUAUGUCCUUCAAUUGACUGCCCUUCAAACUGUUUAAUACUUGUGCAAUUCUUAAGAUACCCGAGCCGUGACUUCCGUUUAUUCUUCUAUUAAAUACCACGGCAGCGUCACUUUCACUCUUUCUCCCUCACUAAAUCCCUGUUUAUCACAAUCCCCGCAAAAAUGUCCACCUCCACAGUCGCAGUUCCCUUCGCUGAGCCCCCGUGGUUGAACGGCCUCCCCAGCGCCUACUACAAUGAUUCUCACCGCAAAUGGCAGAAGACGGUGCGCGCGUUCGUUGACCGUGUUAUGCUCCCAUAUGCGGGAGACUGGGAGGCCGCUGGUGAUGCGCCACCAACGCUCUACAAAACCUUCGCGGACAACAACAUGCUGAUCCCCAACCUGUCUGCGCCGCUACCAAUUGAGGCGCUCAAGAGCGUUGGCAUCCACGAGCUCGCCGGUGGACUGAAGGUAGAGGACUACGACUACCUGCACACCUCCAUCUACGUCGACGAGCUCUCACGAUGUGGAACUGGCGGCCCUGCAGGAUCCGUCACCGUUGGAUUCGCCUUCGGUCUUCCUCCCAUCAUCAAGUUCGGCAACAAGCAGCUGCGCGACCGCUUCGUCGGACCUCUCGUCACCGGCAAGAUCCGCAUCUGUAUCGCCAUCACCGAGCCCGGAGCAGGUUCCGAUGUCGCCAACAUCGAGACCACCGCCGUGAAAUCUGCGGAUGGAAAGCACUACAUCGUUAACGGUGCCAAGAAGUGGAUCACCAACGGCAUCUUCUCCGACUACGCCUCCAUGGCCGUCCGCACCGGCGGCCCCGGCGCCGCCGGCCUCUCUAUGCUCGUCGUCCCCCUCAAAGCCAAGGGCGUCAACAUGACCCGCAUCCACGUCGGCGGCGGCAGAGCCUCCGGAACCACCUACAUCGACCUCGACGACGUGCAGGUCCCCGUCGAGAACCUCAUCGGCAUAGAGGGCAUGGGCAUGAUCUACAUCAUGCAAAACUUCAACCACGAGCGCCUCACCAUCGCCAUCGGCGUCAACCGCCAGUCGCGCGUCGCUCUCAGCGCCGCAUUCGAGUACUGCCUCAAGCGCGAGGCGUUCGGGAAGCCUCUCAUGGAUCAACCUGUUGUUAGACAUCGUCUUGCUAAGGCUGGUGCGGUUCUCGAGAGCCACUAUGCUUGGGUUGAGAAUAUCGUCUACCAAAUGACCAAACUUAAUCACGCGGAUGCGAACCGUGAGUUGGGCGGGCUUACGGCGCUGGCUAAGGCCCAGUCGGGUCUGGUGAUAGAGCAGUGCGCGUCGACGGCUGUGCUGCUGUUUGGUGGAAAUGGAUACACCCAGUCGGGACAGGGUGCGAAUGUUGAGCGUAUCUACAGGGAGAUCCCGGGUAUUAGGAUUCCGGGUGGCUCGGAGGAUGUUAUGCUUGAUUUGUCGGUGAGGCAGAUGGUUAAGAACUUCCAAAAGAAGUUGAAGGAUUUGGAGGCUGCGAAUGCGAAGCUUUGAGUGGGUGGAGUGGGGAGCGUUGAGGGGGAG